UUUUCAGAAUAAUAGGUCGAGGGGGUGUUCGAAUUUCCAAUCAAAAAUUCAGUAUCUCAAUUUAAGACAGACUCCUUUAUUUUUGCUAUUGGUUAUUCGAAGAAAAAGGACCGAGUUUAAUAACAUAGCAACCAUCUCCAAGUAGUCGAAUUCGAAGAAGACGAAGCAAAAGAAAGCAAUCAUUAUUUCUCAGAUCUCCUAUGCGCUUUGAAUGUAGCCAUUUUCCCUUAUUUCUCAUCAUUCUCACUUGUCACAUUUCUCCAUUGAAAUCUAGUCAAAACUAUCAAUGGUCAUAUGAUUCUGAUGUUUUUGGAGGUCCCCAUUUUUGGGGUCUUGUGGAGAAAGAUUGGUGGAUGUGUAAGAAGGGAAGAUUGCAAUCACCAAUCGAUAUUCAACCAGAUCGACUUUUAUUCGAUGCUAGUGUUAAGCCAGUCAGGUUGGAUAAAUUACCGGUUGUCUCAGAAUUUGUGAACACCGGUCAAAUGGUUCGUGUUCGAAUAGGAUAUUCCUCUAAAAAACCAUCCGUCAAUAUUACAAGUGGUCCAUUAUACGGUUAUAGGUAUCGGGUUCAACGAAUCGAUUUUCAUAUGGGUCGUAAAAAUGAGAACGGAAGUGAGCAUACAAUAAAUGGACGACGAUUUCCGAUGGAAGUACAAUUAGUUGCAUAUAAUACAGAUUUGUAUCCAAAUUUUACGAGCGCCUCCAAGUCUCCACAUGGAAUUGCAAUUUUAUCAGUUUUGGUAGAUUUUGGACCUGAAACUAAUCAAGAACUCAUCAAACUAACAAUUGCAACAGCUAGCAUCAGUUACAAGGAUCAACGUGUCCAACUUGCUGAUUUCGAACCUUGGCGACUUCUUCCAUUCACUAGAGAUAUUAUCACUUAUGAAGGAUCUCUCACUUCUCCUGGAUGCCAUGAGACUGUCACUUGGAUUAUUCUGAAUCAACCUAUUUUUAUCAAAAAGGAGCAUUUCGAGGAGUGGUCACACUUAUAUCUGAGCAUGGAAGGCGCCGAGAAAGUCCCCGUUGCCCCAAAUUUCAGGAAAAUUCAAGAAACUAACAAUCGACUAGUAAGAACAAAUAUUCAGCACAAGGUUUGGAUAUUUCUUUCAUAA
Molecule: messenger RNA, 1112 nt
Organism: Caenorhabditis elegans
Lineage: Eukaryota; Metazoa; Nematoda; Chromadorea; Rhabditida; Rhabditidae
Gene: cah-1
Product: Putative carbonic anhydrase-like protein 1
Exons: 6
Coding region: 201-1112 (303 amino acids)
Cellular component (GO): extracellular region
Molecular function (GO): carbonate dehydratase activity; zinc ion binding
Source: RefSeq, marked reviewed